AUGGAUCCCAAAGGCCAGAGAGUGAAGCUUAAUGAUGGCCACUUCAUUCCUGUCCUGGGAUUUGGCACCGCUGAAACUAAAGAGGUUCUUAAGAGUGAAGCUCUGGAAGUCACCAAAUUCGCUAUAGAGGUUGGGUUCCGCCAUGUUGACAGUGCUUAUUUGUAUCAAAAUGAGGAGCAGGUUGGCCAGGCCAUUCGAAGCAAGAUUGCAGAUGGCACUGUGAAGAGACAAGACAUAUUCUACACUUCAAAGCUUUGGUGCACCUUUCUUCGGCCAGAGCUGGUCAGACCAGCCUUGGAAAAGUCACUGAAAAAUCUUCAACUGGACUAUGUCGAUCUCUAUAUUAUUCAUUUUCCACUGGCUAUGAAGCCAGGGGAGGAAUUGUUUCCAAAAGAUGAAAAUGGAAAACUGAUGGUUGACUCGGUGGAUCUCUGUCACACAUGGGAGGCCCUGGAGAAGUGUAAGGAUGCAGGGUUGACCAAGUCCAUUGGGGUGUCCAACUUCAACCACAAGCAGCUGGAGAAGAUCCUGAACAAGCCGGGACUCAAGUAUAAGCCUGUCUGCAACCAGGUGGAAUGUCACCCUUAUCUCAUUCAGAGCAAACUGUUGGAUUUCUGCAAGUCACAUGAUAUUGUUCUUGUUGCCUACGGUUCUCUGGGAUCCCAACGAAUAAAAGGAUGGGUGAAUCUGAACCACCCCGUUCUCUUGGAGGACCCAGUUCUCUGUGCCAUUGCCAAAAAGCACAAGCAAACUCCCGCACUGGUUGUCCUUCGCUACCAGAUACAACGUGGGGUUGUGGUUCUAGCCAAGAGUUACAACAAGAAGCGGAUCAAAGAAAACAUAAAGGUAUUUGACUUCGAGCUGACUCCAGAAGACAUGAAAACAAUUGAUGGCCUCAAUAGAAAUAUAAGAUAUAAUGAGAUACUAUUUGGUGCCGGUCACCCUGAGUUUCCAUUCUCUGAAGAAUAUUGA
This is a messenger RNA of Rangifer tarandus platyrhynchus (Svalbard reindeer), 972 nucleotides long. NCBI's taxonomy places the organism in Eukaryota, Metazoa, Chordata, Mammalia, Artiodactyla, Cervidae. The record is from the annotation of a GenBank genome assembly.